AAUAUGCAAGUGUCACUAGCUGAAGCUUUGGAGGUGCGAGGAGGUCCAUUGGAAGAGGAGGAAUUAUGGGCUGUAUUGAACCAAAGUACUGAAAGCUUGCAACAGCUGAUGAGAAAAGCGGACCCUGCAAGUCUUAGCUUCAUUAUCUCCCCCUGGUCUCUGCUGCUGCUGCCCUCUGGGAGCAUAACCUUCACAGAUGAAAAUGUUUCCAAUCAGGACCUGCGCGCUUUCACCGCACCAGAGGUGCUACAGACCAAGUCCCUGUCAUCUCUUGCAGACAUUGAAAAGAUUCACAUUUAUUCCCUUGGAAUGACCUUGUACUGGGGAGCGGACUAUAAUGUACCUCAGAGUCAGCCUAUCAAACUGGGGGAACGCUUGAACAGUAUUUUGCUGGACAUGUGUGAUGACAGUUGUAUCACAAGGCUGACUACACGCACUGUUUUAGAUGGCUGCAGUGCCUACAUUCGCAACAGCAACUGUGCACCUUCCUUUUAUUACAUCAAACAGCUGGUAAAGCUAGUACUUGGCAGCCUAACUUGGCUGGAUCAGACGGGCACCAAGGUGAAGGAACCUGAUCGCAGCCAGGCAAUCCGUGACAGACUGCGAGGGAAAGGUCUGCCCUCAGGAAGUUCCAUAGAAUGUGAUGUCAGUGCUAACGCAGUUUCACAGCAGAACUUUCUUAACCGAGGCCUCAGCAAGUCCAUGGGUUUUCUUGCAUUCAAGGAUCUUCAAGAUGAAGAUGACAGUUUUCCAUCAUUGGAACUUGGCUCCACAUAUGAGGAUAUAGCAAAAUCACGUUGUGCUUAUGGCUAUCUCCAAUCUAAACAUUUAGAAAGGAAAGUCAGUGAACGCAGUCAAAGGAAAAAAAAUUGGGCCUCCUCAUUCGAUGUAUCGUCUAUGUCCAGCCAGGGCACAGAAAGAAGAUUGUCUGCUGUAAACCCUUACAAACGGAAUGUAUCGGAAACUUUGAAUGGUCGAGUUACAACCAUGGCGAAAAUGAAGAAUCUCAGGCAGUUAAGUGAUGCAACUGAUGUUUUUGGCAAGCAGAAAAUGGACCAAGCAAAACAUGGCCCAGAAGUUCCAACCUCUCUUGCAAUUUCAAGUGCUUUGGAAAGGAUUAGAGAAAAGAAGAAAAAAUUGCAAAUACUGAGAGAUGCCAUGGACAUAGAAGAACCUGGAAGAUUGCUCCAGUUGUCCCACAGUGAUGACUAUAGCACAUCCAGUGAAAGUCCAUCAACUGUGUCAUCAGACCCAGAAUUUAGGCAAGGGAGGAAACCAGAAGGACUGAGAGGAUAUGAUUCAACAGGGGUCCUUGCAGGAACUGAAGAAUCCCAUCGUGCACAGCAUGUCUUAAGCCCAAAGUAUGAAACUCUUCCAGAAAGAGGCGAUCUCAAUCAAGAAAUGCGUAAACGGCAGGAGGAGGAUUUGAUUCAAAUGAAGGCCAAAAUGGCUUAUAAACAGUCAAGACUAAACUUGUAUACAGGCGAUAUGCAUCGGGCGUCUAUGUUGGACAUCACGAGGGAUCCAAUGCGAGAAAUUGCCAUGGAAACAACUAUGACACAAAGAAAAUUAAGGAAUUUUUUUGGACCAGAGUUUGAAAAGAUGACUCUUGAACCAUGUGUGUCACUAGAUCUCCCACGCUCCAUUUUGACCAAAAAGGGAAAGAAUGAUGAAGUUCGACGUAAAGUAAACAUCAUCCUCCUCAGUGGACAGAGGCUUGAGUUAACGUGUGAUGUCAAGUCAACAUGUAAAGAUGUGUUUGAUAUGGUGGUUGCUCACCUUGGGUUGGUUGAGCAUCAUUUAUUUGCCUUUGCAAUGCUUAAAGACACAGAGUUUUUCUUUAUUGAUCUUGACCAAAAAUUGUCCAAAGUGGCUCCUGAAGGCUGGAAAGAAGAUACUAAAAAGAAAGGCAAAACUGGGGUCAACUUCACCAUGUACUUCCGUGUUAAGUUUUUCGUGGAUGAUGUCAGUCUCAUACAACACAGCUUCACUCGUCACCAGUACUACUUGCAACAAAGGAAGGAUGUUUUAGAAGAGCGUCUACACUGUGACAAUGAAACGGCUUUGCUUCUGGCAUCCCUGGCCCUCCAAGCAGAAUAUGGAGACUACCACCCAGAUGUUCAUGGCUUAACCUAUUUUCGGAUGGAACAUUACCUUCCUGUUCGAGUAACGGAGAGACUGGAUCUUUCUUACCUUAAGGAAGAACUGCCCAGGCUGCAUAGUACCUAUGCAGGAGCCACAGAAAAGGAAACGGAAAUUGAAUUCCUAAAAGUGUGCCAGAGGCUUCAGGAAUAUGGAGUUCAUUUUCAUAGAGUGUUUCCUGAGAAAAAAUCCCAGGCUGGCAUCCUUCUUGGAGUGUGUCCUAAAGGUGUACUCAUCUUUGAGGUCCACAAUGGAGCAAGGACUCCAGUCCUGCGAUUCCCAUGGAGAGAAACAAAGAAGAUUUCUUUUACCAAGAAAAAAAUAAGUUUGCAGAACACUUCAGAUGGAAUCAAACAUGUUUUCCAAACGGACAGCAGUAAGACCUGCCAGUACCUCCUCCACCUCUGCUCUUCCCAGCACAAGUUCCAGCUACAAAUGAGAGCCAGACAAAGCAGUCAGGAGACACAAGAUAUUGAGAGAACAUCCUUGUGGAGCUUGAACAUCCAGGCAGAAUCUCUCCGUGGACUUGGCAUAGCUAGGGCAAUCAGUACAACUAGCCUGGCAAGCAAUACUUUGAAUAGGAUGGCCAUAAGACCUGUAUCUAUCCAGCCUGACCUUCUGAAAAGACUCUCUUGCUCUGAUUUGUCAGCUCUUCAAACACAUCUAGGAAAUGGACCCAAGGACAGACAGACUAAGAAUCCCUGGGAAGACCGGCCUCGAGUUAUUAGCAAAUCUUAUCAUGACCUCAGUCAAGUUUCUCAGUCUCCACAAAGGAGGAUGCUUAAUACUAGGAUGGAGAGUCCCCCUAAUACACUGGAAGAAUUGAUGAGCCAGGCAUCUUUUCAUUAUAUGGCAAAGUCUGAUACAGAGUCAGUGACUGGAUUUGGGAAACUUAAUGAGUCAAAAUCAUUCUCUGGAAUUAAUAGGAACCUUGAUUUGCGGAAACCUGAAUCAGACUCCUCAUCUAUGGAUGAUAGUGGUCAUGCCUAUGUUGUAGGUGUCAGUAUGCAUAGUCUCGGAACUCCUUCUUCACCCAACCUUUACAAAGGAAAUGCUGCGUCGCCCUUUGUGACCGACAGCCCACUACUGACUGCUAACAUAACCCCUGGCUUUUUCACUACUCCUUCAGAAAUUGUGCAGAACAAAAUGUCUGGAUCUACCCCUGAAAGAGAGAUAAAUCUGGUGAAGUUAAAGAAAGAUCCCAAAUAUGACCUUGGGUUCCAGAUCAUGGGUGGAGAGACAACAGGAAAACUAGACCUAGGAAUAUUUAUAAGCUCAAUAACACCAGGGGGGCCAGCUGACCUAGAUGGAUGCUUAAAACCAGGGGAUCGCCUUAUAUCCGUGAACAGUGUAAGUCUAGAGGGGGUGAGCAAGCAGAUGGCACUAGACAUCCUUCAAAACUCUUCUGAGGAUGUCACACUUCUUGUGUCUCAACCAAAAGAAAAACUUCCCAAAGAACAUCAAUACAAUAGGUCUUGUAAAGAUAAUGAAGCAGAAUCUUCAUGUGAUGAACAUAAAAGUUUGCCUGGAAAAACAAGACUUUUCUCUGGAAGCUCUUCUGGAAUUUCUGCGGGAAAACGAGAAGGAAGCUUAAGCUCUCAAGAUUCACGGACAGAGAGUGCAAGCCUUUCUAACAGUCACAUCUGUGGUCUCAUGAGGAACCUGUCAAAGGAUCAGACCACAUCUUUGUCAGCUUCUGCCAAGAACUCUCCAUCAGUCAGUGCUAAAGUUAGUGACAAGAGAAAAACUCAGUCAGACUGUCUUAAAGAAAAGGGGAAAAGUCCAGGACUCACUGAUUCUACAGACUAUUCUGAUAGAGGGGACUCUGACAUGGAUGAAGCUACAUAUUCUAAUAGCCAGGAGCAGCAUACAAUAAAGAAGGAACAGUCUUUGGAAAGCUCAUCACCAACAAUAGGCAAGCUUUCACCUACACCUCUUAAACCAGGAGAUGUCUUCACAGUUGUGUUGGCCAAGAAAGAUGACAGUUUGGGGAUAAGUGUCACGGUACUGUUUGACAAGGGGGGAGUAAAUACCAGCGUGAAACAUGGAGGCAUCUAUGUGAAAGCAGUAAUACCAAAAGGAGCAGCAGAAGCUGAUGGCAGGAUACAAAAAGGUGACCGGGUGCUGUCUGUAAAUGGAACCAGUCUGGAGGGCGCCACUCAUAAGCAAGCAGUGGAGAUGUUGAGAAAUACUGGUCAGGUGGUAACGCUGCUGCUUGAAAAAGGGCAGCUCCCAGCUGUUAACGUCCAUGCCCCCGUCACUCCUCAGUGCACCCAACCUAACCAGGCAGAUGCCAGCAAGCUGCAGAACAAAAAGACUACUACACCCACAGAAUACAGCUUUGUUACUGACGAAAAUAUGUUUGAAGUCAAACUGGUGAAGAAUAGCUCUGGGUUGGGCUUCAGCAUUUCUCGUGAAGAAAACCUCAUUCCUGGUCAGGUAGGAUCAAGCAUAGUGCGGGUGAAGAAGCUCUUCCCAGGUCAACCAGCUUCAGAAAGUGGCAAAAUAAAUGUUGGCGAUGUGAUCCUUAAGGUGAAUGGAGCUUCACUGAAAGGACUUAGUCAGCAGGAAGUCAUUUCUGCUUUGAGAGGAACCUCUCCAGAAGUCACCUUGCUGAUGUGCAGGCCGCCCAGUGGUUUAUUGCCAGAGAUCAGUUCUGUAAUCCAGACACCAUUGAACUCCCCGCAGCAAACUACACCACAAGGCAGCAAGAGUGGUGCUAAUCAUUUCUUUGCUCAGGAUCCAGAGGAUAUCUCCGACCAUGAUGACAGUGAGGAGGUCAAUGACACAAGUGCUAGGAGGCUAAAAAACCCUUCUAGGAGGGAUAGCUAUAGUGAUAGUAGUGAGACGGAUGAUGAAGACUUUAUACCCGUACAAGAGGAGACAUCAGCAUGGAAUGCUACAGUCUACCAGACACCUAAUGCUUCGCGGGCUGCGCCCCACACCCAGUGUGAUACCUCUGACAUCCAGGAAGAAACAAUUCGUUCCAGCUUUUACACUCCAGAGCAGACUCCUUAUAAACCACAGCUAGCCGACAGCAGUCCUCCUUCUCCAGUUUCACUAGAUGUGACCCCAACCCACAGUGCCAGUAUUCCUCCGGUCCUCCUUUCUGAAGAGUACUUAUCUAAUUCUAAGACAUUUGUUGAUGACCAGUCAGCAUUUAAUCUAGGACUGAAGGACUUGGAAGACUAUGAGCCAGAGGUGGAGCUUCAUGUCACACUGACCAAAUCAGAGAAGGGGAGCCUAGGAUUUACCGUAACCAAGGCCAGUGACUGCAUUGGAUGUUAUAUUCAUGAUAUCAUUCAAGAUCCUGCCAAAAGUGAUGGACGUCUACAGCCUGGGGAUCGGCUUAUAAAAGUUAAUGAUGUAGAUGUGUCUAAUAUGAGCCAUACUGAAGCAGUGAAUCUACUGAGGGCAGCUCCAAAAACUGUCCGCCUUGUACUUGGCCGUGUACUGGAGAUCCCUAAGCCACAGGUGCCUUCUCAUCUCCUGCCUGAUAUUACGCUUCCAUGCAACAAAGGCAUUCUGGGUCUUAAUCUCUCUGGAGGUCCAAACAGCCCUUCCCAGGUGAUAUAUGUGGAAGAUAUCAAACCAGGCUCCGUGGCUGAUCAGGAGGGAACCUUGAGACCACUAGACAUCAUACAUUACAUAAAUGGAGAAAGCACUUCAAACAUGACACUAGAGGAAGUAAAACAUAUUCUGGAAUCUUCUCUUCCAGUAGUAGUUUUGAAGGCUACCAGGGAGGGAAAUCCAGUGGUUCCAAGCAAUAAAAACCUUGUUAACGUGGACUCAAAACCCAUCCAAAUUAAUGGUUAUUCAAGCGGAGAGCGUCUGAAGCACAUAAAAGACAAUUCAGAUGUGUAUGCUUCAGAGGCCAGAUUAUUCCAUGUUGUUUUGGAAAAGCCUCUAUCUGGAGAGCUGGGAUUUUCCCUGGUGGGAGGCGAAUAUGGGAUAUUUGUCAAGUCCAUCAAUCCUGGGGGUGUAUCUGACAUAGAGGGGAGCUUACAGGUUGGAGACAGAUUACUUAAGGUCAAUGGUGAAUGUAUGAAAGGAGCUACACAUGGCAAAGCAGUGUCUUGUAUUCGAAAUGCUAAAGGCCUUGUACAAAUGGAAGUUGCCCGUGAACUAAUGCCAAAAGAAGCAUCGCUUGCUUUAGACAAGUGUAACGGAAACUUAGAGCUCCAUGAGAGCAAUAACAAUUACUGUGAGGACGAUGAGGAGGAUCAGAAUGAUGUUAUACAGUCCCUGCUUGACGUUGUCCAUGAACAAACACAGAACCUUCUGCAGCUUAGUCGUCAGAAUGCACUUUCAGAAGACAACUAUUCAGUGGAUCAAACUGAAGAAGACAUAGAUGAAAAAGCAGAAGACACAGAUUGUGAUGAUUUCUCAUUACCGGAUGACUCUCCUGAGCCAGGUAACGUGAAUGGCUUGGGAUCAUACAACAAUAUUAAUGGGAAUGAAAGAUCUCCAUCUCAGUCCAACUCCGUGAAGCAAGGGAAAGGUGAAACGAAGAGUUAUGACGUGAAAAUAGAGUCCAGUUUGCUGGAUCGCUUCAGAGUGACAAGUGAAAAGCUGUCCUCGCUUCCGCUAGUCCAAGUGAUGCCAUUGGGCCGGUACUCGGAAAAUAAGUUGAAGAGUGUUAUACGUCAGAUACACAGUAUGCUGGAACAAGGCGUGCCCGCCAAGGAGUUUGAGGAAUUACAAGAUUUAAAACCACUGGAUGAAUGCCUUAUAGGACAAUCUAAAGAUAACAGAAAGAAAAACAGAUACAAGAAUAUCCUUCCAUAUGAUUCUACAAGAGUACCACUUGGUACAGAGGAUGGCUAUAUCAAUGCAAGUUACAUCAAGAUGCCAGUGGGCAAUGAGGAAUUCAUAUAUAUUGCCAGCCAAGGACCACUUCCAAGUACAGUUUCGGAUUUUUGGCAGAUGGUGUGGGAGCAGAAAGCCACAGUGAUUGCCAUGAUGACCCAGGAAAUGGAAGGUGGGAAGAUAAAGUGUCAGAGGUACUGGCCCGAUGAGCUACGCAGACCUGUACGGAUAACCAGUGAACUUCAGCUUACACUAGUAAAAACACAGCAGCUGGAAAGUUUUGUCUUGCGAGUUGUGGAAUUACACGAUGUUCAGACUGGAGAAAAACGACAUAUUGCCCAUCUGAACUUCACUGCAUGGCCAGAUCAUGAUACCCCAACUGAUCCAAACCAGCUCCUCACAUUCAUCUCCUACAUGAGAUAUAUCUACAAAUAUGGACCUAUUAUCACACACUGUAGUGCAGGCAUUGGCCGCUCCGGCACACUUAUAUGUAUUGAUGUCAUGCUGGGUUUAAUCAGCAGGGAUUUAGAGUUCAGUAUCUCAGAUUUGGUACGAACAAUGAGGCUUCAGAGACAUGGGAUGAUACAGACAGAGGAGCAAUACAUGUUUUGUUAUCAAGUGAUCCUCUAUGUCCUGCAAAGACUGCAAGCAGAAGAGAACCAGUAAUGGAUCAUAUAAUCUCUGAAUUUAGAUACGGGUCCUAAUGAAAGGGCCACUAGUUAAUGAACAAGAGCUGCAUUUUAGUAGCUUACUUAUACCAAGCUCGCCAGGUAUCAGCUCCAGUGGAUGCCAAGAGCAGUUGUUUAUACUGCUGUUUUAUAUUGUUUGGGUUGAAAGAGGUUAUAAAGACAGUAUUUUAAUGCACAGACACAUGUUACAGUAGUAUACAUGGUACUUAAUAUGGUACGCCUGUAUAGUCACAGAUAACUUUUUUUUCCAACAAUUUUCGCAAUCAAAAAAUUAGUUUUGUAGUUGACACAUAAAAACGGUGUUUAAAAAUAAUUGUUUCUAUAGACCCCAGAUUAGUAAGUUUAUUGUAAGUAUUGCAUACAUUUCAUAACGUUUACUUAUAUAGAGUUUUAUUACUAUUUAUAUACUUUUACAAAAGGAUACAAGACUACCCUGUGCCUGGCUGUAUGUAUUGGCACGCUUGUUCUCUACCCUGUAAAUAAACGGUGCACAUUACAAUGUA
Molecule: messenger RNA, 8143 nt
Organism: Bufo gargarizans (Asiatic toad)
Lineage: Eukaryota; Metazoa; Chordata; Amphibia; Anura; Bufonidae
Gene: PTPN13
Product: protein tyrosine phosphatase non-receptor type 13
Exons: 49
Coding region: 4-7617 (2537 amino acids)
Biological process (GO): peptidyl-tyrosine dephosphorylation
Cellular component (GO): cytoskeleton; nucleus; cytoplasm
Molecular function (GO): protein tyrosine phosphatase activity; phosphatidylinositol 3-kinase regulatory subunit binding
Source: RefSeq, a predicted model, not a curated record